This is a messenger RNA of Podarcis lilfordi (Lilford's wall lizard), 11478 nucleotides long. The record is from the annotation of a GenBank genome assembly. NCBI's taxonomy places the organism in Eukaryota, Metazoa, Chordata, Lepidosauria, Squamata, Lacertidae.
CCUGGUUUCUAUCACAAAGGUCAGGUCCCUUUACACAGCUGACCUGGCUGUGGUUAAAGGCUGGGAUUUGGGGAGCCACAUUGAGGGGUAGAGUGUGGAAGUGGGGGGCACUGCGCUGCAGAGAGCUGGCUCUUUUGCUUGUAGUGCAGAAUUCUGCUUAUUAUCAUUUGCUCUGUCAAGGGCAUACCUCCCCGCUUUGCCUACUGUGGUCGGAUCUUACAAGGGGGCAAGGCCCUCACCUUGCCCUGCCCAGCUUGCCACCAUGCCCUUGGCAGCCUCUUAUGUCUUUGCCCAGGAACCCAGCCUCAUCUGCAUGGGACUCACCAUCAGCCCCCCACCUGCACCUUCCUCUCCAACCUGGGCUUGCUGCAGGAGGCCACCGGGCCCACCUGCCGCCAGAGACAUCCUUUCAUCUGCGAAUUUGGUGAGAGACCAGCUGGGCUGCCAGGGUGGGACCGUGACACCCUCACCCCACCCCAGCCCUGAGGACAGAGAUUGCUCCUCCUGACCCAGGAGGGGCUCCCUUUCAGGAUGGUCUUUUUUGCAGGUCCUGUGGAGGGAGGUGAAUGCCCAGUCAAAGUGGCCAGGAGUGCCAACAGCUUCAGGCCUUGGCAAAAACAGAAGGCUCAGCUGGUAGGUGAGGGUAGCCAGUUCUCUUCCCUCCAAGUCCAAAGCAAAUAGGCUUUCCCUCCUGCUGCCUGAAAUCAAACUCCAGCGGAUGCACUCCAGUGGAAGGCAGAGGAUGGGGGGGCAAUAAAAACAGCCUGUCUGCCACCUCUUAGCCACCCUCCAGACAAUUCUUUUGGGCAUGAUUCCUGGGCAAACUCCUAACAGGGAACCCUUUGCCCUGCCCCUCCCAAGAAAGCCUAUUGGGUGACAUAUCCUACCCGGCACAGUGGCACUGCUCUGUCCCACUCUUUUUUCUCUGUCUGCCACCAGGAUCUGACCUCCAUGGGGCGGAGGCCACAAAGGCUCAUGCGGCGGCAUCUGGGUGAUAAGCAGAAGUACCCAGGUGAUGUGGGGAUUUAUUGAUUUCUGAAAUAAUGCAUUGAAGAGUAGGUCAUCUGCAAUUAUAAGCAAUUGUGAGAGGCUGAUCAUCUUGGGUCAUUCUGCUCAUUUUAAUAAACCCUUUAAAUGCCCUAAAAUAAUAUUUGUGGGGCUGAAAGGGAUAUUUUAUCUUAUUUCACAUAGACCAGCUUUUCCAAAAGAUUGUAGAUGUCAGCACAACCAAAAGAUAUGCUUUCAAUCUGCCUGUACAGAAUUACAACUCCAACAUUUACCAAUGGUAUUUGUUUAAGCUGUGCCCAAGGGGCAAGGCACCCGUGAUUAAUGGUUUUUAACAAGUUUUAUUUCAGAUAAACUUUUAUUACCAUGUUCUACCUCUUCAAUGGAAAGAGCCUGAAGCAAUGCUCAGGAUGAAAAUAAGCAACUAUAAUAAUGUAAAACCAGGAAUAAACUAGUAGCCAAUGGAUCUCUUAUCAUGAGGCUGAUCCUUUUGCCGGUCAGGGCAGUGGUUUUCCCCUGAAAGGAAGCAGCUUGUUGUUGAAACAGGCCCACCGCAAGGAGUUUGUGUUUAUGGAGGCCAAAACGCCUGUUUCUGUGUAGGGGGACCCUGAGGGGAGAAAAGACUCUUGCUCAUACUUCUCCUUUUGCCUCCAGAGGCAUCAGCAAUCAGGGAGGCCUUGCAGGAUGUUGUUCCCAGGACCUGGCAGCAGGUAAAAGAGCCCCACUGGGAGGGAGUAUCUGGGGAGGGGACCCCCUUCAGCCCAGCCCCAUUGAGGCCCACAGCAGAGCCACCAACCUUCCUCUGGCUCAAGACAGCCAAUCUCUCUUCUGGUGGUUAGCACAGGCUUUAUGUAGGCCGGAAACCCCUUAUUCAGUGGUCUGCCUUUGCCUGCCAGCAUUUGAGCCCAAACUCCUGAUUCUGCCUGCAGGAGCUGCUCCAGCGACUGACACUGCCGGUGAACAAUGGUGCCUGGAGUGCCUCUGAGCUGGUAUGAUUGGGCCCAUGGGGAGGGCGGAUGCCCCAGAAGGGGCUGAGCCCCAACUCCAAAGGCUGUGUAGCUCCCAUGGGGAACCUGAAGAAAGAGUCAGGCCAAGUCCUGAGAGGAUCUUUCCUCCAAGAGAGGUGAUGGGGAACAUUUCAUGGAAGGAGUCGAGGCAUCCCCAUUAGUGCUGAGGGUCUUGGGCAAUGCAUGGGUAUGGAGGAACAUUAACAUUAUGUGCCUUUGCGUGCCAGGAAGAGGAGGUGGGAUUUCUUCAGGCUGUCAGUGAGGACCUGCUGAAAAGGAGGCCUCCAGCCUCCCCACACUGGCACCUCCUCAACCUCCUGGCAGUCCAUGGCACCAGCCGGCUCCUGCAGGUCAUUCUGGGCCCCUGCUCACCCAACGUCAACAUCCAGGUGAGGAUAUGCCACACUCCCGGGUGCCCUGAUGGGGAGGGACAGGCAGGUGCAUGGGUCCGUUCAUCCCAUAUUGCCCCAUCUUGGAUGGAGAUUGAGUCCCCAGUAACUGCCCACUUCUCCCUCCAGCAGCAUGAGGCCCUUACUGGCACCCUGAUGCAGAUCCUUCACAAGCUGGAGCAAGCUCUUCAGGAACUGGGGGGCAGCAGUGAUGCCAUCACCAUGGAGACGCCUCUCAUCAGCAUCUAUACACACAGGUAAGCUACCAGGCUUGCAGCCACUGGGUGACGGGGAAGGUAGGAAGCUUGACUGGUCUGGGAAGGGAAGGGAGAAAGAUCUUGGCAGGAAGUGUCCAAGGGAAAAGGCCUUGAGGUAGCCAUCUGCCCUUCCCUCAUCAUGGCAGCUGGCUCACAUUUGCCUGGCUGUCCUGCAGAUUGGCAACUCUCUUGGGGCACCCUGGUCCCAGGCACCAUCUGCUGUGCCCUGGCUCUAACCCGAAUUCUCUUUGUCUCCCUGGCUCAGGGUGAACUCUUCCAGGCUGGGCAAUAUGGCAUUCUCCUUCCCUGGCAACCCAUGGGCAGCCAGAGUCAUUUUGCCAGAGCAGUCUGCGCUGGGCUCCAUCAUGCCACAGAAUAUCCCAGUGGAUGUGCAGGUCAGAGGGAGCAGGAGUAUGUGGCUGGCCCUCUCCUUUGGACUGGGCACAGGGGCCUUCCCUUUCCAUGAAACAGAAACUCUCCUCUGCCAACUGCUGCUACCCCAGGAGGAGGAGGAAGGCAGAGAGCACCCAGCCAAGGAGUCGCUUGCUGUGCUGUGGGAUGCACUGGGGCCCAGCACUCAGAAGUGACUUGGCUCCUUCAGAUCAGCCUGACGAUGCACCCAGAGGCAUCUUCCCUCCCUCCCUCUUCUGGAGCCUCAUGCUUCUGGGUUGGACUCCAAACAUUUCAUGAAACCCCUUUGCCAACACCCCUGCAACCAAGGCCCCCUGACUUAGCCCUACUCAAUCUACCUACCCAGUGCUUCCGACAGUAAGCAGCCAUGUUUCCAAAAAUGGGCAGCAGAGCGUGAGGAGGCGGGGAGGAGCGUCCAGCCAUCCUGCCAAGUGUGGCCAUGUGGCCAAGCAGGCAUGGCUGGUGGGGCAGGCCCCCACAGCAGUGGCGCUGCCCUUUCUUCUUUUCUCCCUCUCUUUAGAUGGUGAGCUUCCUGGGCAGCCCCUUUCCCCCGAGCUCUGAGCAAGGGGUCACAGGAGCUGUAGCUGAACUCAACCUCCUUUCUGAGGGCAGCCAGAUCAGCGUUAGCAACCUGAGCACCCCUGUCCAGGUAUGUCCUGCCUAGAGACUUUGGGCUGAGUGGAGCCUUCCUCCCUGUAAGGGGGUGGACUAUUGAGCAUCUCCAAAGGGCAAGGACAGCCCUCCAGGAUCAUUUCUCAUGGCAGGAUCUCAUGGUGUGGAGAUAAGCUGGAUUAGCCACCAGGUAGGCCAGCCGCUUAGCCUGGGAGAGCCUUAGGGUCUGGUCUCUCUGUCAUCAACCUUCCCUCUCUCCCACCGCAGCUCACCUCCAUCAGUGAGGCUGCCUCUGCUCAGGGUGAGAGCCUGAGGCAGCUGCUCAUCUCACUGUGGUGGUGCAGUAGCAGCCAGUGACAUCCUGCUCUCUUUUCCCAUCCCAGAUUUUCCUGCCCUGGGUUGUGCCUUCAGCCCCUGCAGAGCCAGCUGCCUUCCUCUCUCCAGGGGAGGCCCUCCUUCUGACUGCGAACGUGACAUGGACAGGGGGAUCCCUGAUGAUCCACGCUCACCUGGACCCUGUGGGGCCUCUGGAGCUCUUCCUGCAGCCGAGCGAGCAACUCCGGGAGCCCAUUGAGCCCAACAUCGGCCUGGGUAUAUCAAGAGGACAGAAGAGCUGGCUUCUGCUUCCACUUUUGGCCUGGGGAGUGUGAGGACCUCUUCCUAAAAUGGUUUCCCUUUUGUGUUGCCCCCCGCCCCCAUCUCCUGCAGAUGGCUACACUUGGCUAGUGAAGGAGGAAGUUCUUCGUGACCUGAGAGGAGCCCUUCAGUUCCUGGUGGUGCCACUGAACCUCUCUGCCAGCCAGGGUCCUGCCACCUUACAUGUCAGCACCUAUGGGAUCCAGUGCGUCUCCCGGCACCUGCCUGAUGCCCAGUGGCAAGAGGCAGGCUGCAAGGUGAGUCUUGGCAUUCAAGAAACAAAGGGAAUCUGGGUACCUUGCGCCCCCUACUGCCGGAGGCAGGGAAGAAUCAGAAUCUGGUCCUUAAAAACACUUCUAUCCCAUUUCAAGACCAGACUGCCUGCUUCUUUAUUUAAAACAUCUGGAUCUCUGUUUUGUGAGAAAUAUCCAAGGUGAUCUGCUGCCCAGAAGCGCCCUUAAUCCCACCCUGUUUGCAGGUAGGAGAGAGCAGCAGCCUGGCGGAAGGCCACUGCCUCUGCACCCACCUCUCCUUCUUUGGCAGCAGCUUCUGGGUGGCGCCAGUCCAGCUGGAUGUGGUGCGCACAGCAGAGUACUUUAGCCAGGUGAACAAGAACCCAGUUCUGGUCGUGGUCCUGGGAGUCGUCUAUGCCCUCUACUUGGUGGGGGUGGCCUGGGCCCGCUGGUUGGAUACACGCCCCCUGCACCAGGUAAGUUGCUGGGGGGUGAGAGGGCCAGAGGUGGGGGGGGGGGGCGGUCUGGCAGCAAGCAGCACAAACUCACAGGCCCUUGGCAGCUCUUAGGUGGUGAUGCUCCCAGAAGGGCAGGUCAUGCAGCAACAGCCACCAUUUGGAGACUGAACUCUUGGAGGGUCUCCAGCUGCUCUCCCACGCCAUGUGGAGAGGAAAGGACUCUGAUCUCCUCACCCCCACCCCAAAAGGGUGUGGCUGGCUAGGGGCGGGGAAGGCUUCUUAUUUGCUACUAAUGGUCAUGACUGCAUUUUGCUCUCUAUAAACAUACAGCUGAGUGAGAUGCAGCUAACUCUGUUCUUUCUAAUGAUUCCAUGUGGAUUUAAGGUUUGCAUAUCUCUUCGCCAGCAAAUGAGAUCCCCUUAUUCUGGUCUUCACUGGGGCCAAGUGGGAAGGACAACUGUAUGUAUGGGGCCUCAGCGCUCUACUCUCCUGCGCUGCUCCGUAGCAGAGCAUGACCCUAGAAACGCCACCCUUCACACCCCUCUCCCUCUCCCAGGCAGGGCCAGUCCUCCUGUCCGAUGAUGAUCCCUGUGCCCAGUAUGGCUACCUGCUCCAGAUGUGCCUGCAUGGGCAGCAGAAGGCCCCCGGAGGCAGCCCCUGUGUGAGUGGUCUGCCCUGAGUGAUGGAGGGGGUGGGGUGCCUGGUCUUUGCCCCAGAGCUCACCCAGCCCUUUCAUCUCCAGCAGGUCUGCAUCUGCCUGCAGGGAUCGUCUGGUGUCAGCAAGCCUCGGCGCCUGCCCCUGGAUACCAGCCUCUUCCUCCUACGGGAGCCAUACCCAUUGGGAGAGCUCCAGAGCAUUUGGUUGUGGCAGGAGCCCCACUCUGCCCCACAGCUGCCCUGGUCAGUCUGCCCAGGAGCAGGGUGGGUGGGUGACAUCCCACUUGGAGACAUUGUGCUGGCAUGCGGGCACUGCCCACCUCCCAUGGCUUGGCUCUGGGGUGCCAGCCUGCCUCUGCUGGACAUGCCACAACUCUCCCUCUCUCUGAAUAGGGCAGAGGUGGUUAUUGUGUCAGGGUGCCCAUCCUCAGGCACCCUGAGGAGGUGGGGCUGGGGGGGGGGUCAGCAGCACACCUAGCACUCAUCCAGUAGGGAAGCCUCUUGCUUCUUCCUGAAAAGGACUUUCUUCUAAGUGGGGCACUAAGAGCACUCAUUACCCAUUCCCUUCCCUCAGGCAUAUCGCCCACAUCACAGUGCGAGACCUGCAGCAAAGUAGGAGGUUCCAUUUCUCUUGCCAGCCGUGGCACGUCCUAGCAGCAGGGGCCCCACACAGCACCGCCCAGCAUUUCCUAGCAGCUCCACAGCACCAGCUAACAGCAUUCUGGUAGGCUUACCAAGAGACGGGGGAGUCUAUUUUGGUGUCCUCAGCCCCCACCUGACCACUGUGCAUGAACUUAGCAGGGAUCUCCGAACUGCCUGCUCCCAGGCAGAGCUGGAGACUCCAGCUGUCUUCCUCCUCUGGCUCUCCCAUAGCCUGGCCUUGGGUCCUGCUCCCACCCACCCAUCUACCGAUCUCUCUGCAGGCCCAUCUUCCGGCAAAGGACCCUGAGCGGUCUUCGGGAGGAGCACACAGUGCUAACAGUGCUGCUGACCCGAACAGGCCACGGGCGGCCCGUCACCCGGGUCCAGGGCCUCUCCUGCGGCUUCUGCCUCCUCCUUUGCUCUGCCCUUGUCAGCCUCAUGUUCUGGGAGGUGCCCCACGAUUCACCCGAGCUCCUGAGUGUUGGUAAGGGUUGUUCCACAUGGGAUAUCUCCCAAGGGCCACUGGCAUAGAAAAGGGGGCUGUGCAACUCCUCUGCUCCAACUCCUGCCAGUGGAGAAAAGUCCCUCCUGCCACAACUGGAGGGACAAACACAGUCAUACCCUUUGGGCCGGCAGGAGGGAGGUUCAUGUAUUAGGACUUUGGAAGAGCCUGGGUGCAGCUGGAUCAGGCCAACUGCGGGUGGGAUCUAGCCUAGCAUCAUGCUUCUCACACAAUGGCCACCCGAUGCCUCCUGGGAAGCCCACAAGCAAGGCUCCUCUCCUACAUUUGAUCCCCCACCCCCUGAAUCUGGAGGCAUCCUGCCUCUGAUUGUGCAGGUAGCAGUUGGUGCCUCCUUCCAGCUUCCUUGGGGCACAAAGAGUGGUGGCUGGUAGGUCCACUUGCAGGCACUUUCCCCCCGUUGAUACACAGGCAGCUGCUUCUCCCUCUCCUGGAAGGACAUCAUGAUCAGUGUGGAGAGUGCCUUGAUUACCUUCCCCGUCAACUUGCUCCUUGUAUUCAUCUUCCGCCACGCUGAACCACGCAAGAGCCAUGCAAAGCCUGGCCUGGCAACAGCUGUGCCCAGUGCCCCUGCCAGCCCAACAACCCUGGACACUGUGCAUGAGGUAGGGACAAGAGCUCUCCAGGACCCAGGACAUUUUCCCCAUUGUGCCUCCCCUUGGAAUAAGGUCAAGGCUGAGCUGGCAGUGGACAAGAACCCCCACCCGAUCCCCAGCUACCUCUCCCCCAAGCCCCCCAGGAUCCUUCUUGCACCAGUGAACUUGGUCCCAGGGAGAAGUUUUUGCAUUUGCAGAUACAGCAAGCACUGGCUUGCCAGAGAGUUUUCUCUGUGGCACUUAUGGGAUGGCUUUUAAUAGGUAGGAGAGGAUAUGUUAAUGGUAAUUUAUCCCUCCAGGUGCCCACAUUUGUGGGUUGAACAUACAAAGAGAUCAGCUUAUCGCUUCGUUUAAAACACAGGGCUGAGCAGAGUUAAGUCUCAUCCUCAGCAGAAAAAUAGAAAGCAUAGGAAAAGGCUAUGAAGCAUUCAUUAAAUUCAGUCCAGCCACAAAGCAAGCUGGUUGCCCCUUAACAAAGAACCAGACACAGACUGAGAAGUAAGUUUAAAAUAUGUUUACUUACUCAUAGUCAUGCAAUUGUUCUCAGUAGCAACAGCAGUAAAAUAAAUGCAGGCAAAAUACUUAUAUUUACAGUAUGAACAGCUUGAGGCAUGUGGCCAAUGCUGGAGCGAUAGGAUAUAUGUCUGCUCCAUCGCUGGCUGAAGAGAAAAGAGAGAGGGAAGGAACAGGAAAUACUUUGAUUCUUCAUUUCCAAGAGAGGAGGGAAAAUGACCUCACACAGAACCAUCUCUACCAAUUACAUUUCUAUGGUCUGAGUCUCUCUAUCAAUAAUGUGACCCAAUGGUCUUAACCCCUUCACAUGCUAACUCACAAAAAUAUGCAUUGUUAGAUUUGGCUGCAAAUCUCCCACAACACUUCUCCCAUCUGCUACAUCUUCUUGUGCCCAGCUUUGCCCACCUUACCCUCAGCCUGUUGGGUGCAUCUGUGCCCCAGUCGCCUGCCACUCUCCCGUCUACCCGUGCUUGUCUUUCCCUUCCUAGAGCCUGCGUGGGGCAGUGGAGACGCUGAGCAAAGCCAGCAAGCAGAGCCAACAGCUGCUACAUCCCGACAUGGACCUUGAGGAGCUUCUGCAGUGGCUGGCUCGUUUUAUCCACCCUGAUCCUGGGGAGGAAGAGGAGGCAGCAGGUGAGAGCCCAGCCAUGCCUGCCUGCCUGCCUGCCUUGGGCAGCCCUGCUAGACCCCCCCCCAGAGGAUGGUGACGCUAUGGCUUCUGCUUGCAGGGAGGGAGCCCAAGAUCUCCAGUGUGGCGUCCAGUCCUGAUGCGCUACACCAGACCUACUGCAACCGCUACCUCCUCCUGAAGCUGCGGCACAUCUCCCGUCUCCUGGGAGAGCUGGAACUAGGAGUCCCGACAGCCAAGCACCCUCCGGCUCUGCAGCAGCGCGUGGAGGAGAUGGCCAGGCGUCUCGAGCUAGCAAGCCCCAUCCGGUCUCGCUCCAUGUAGGUAGCUCAGACAGGCUCCGUGAGCAGGCAGGGAAGCCUACCCUGCAGAGCCUCCUCCUCAUGCCUUCCUCUUGUUCCUCCACAGCCGAAGGUGGCACUUGCCCUGGUGGGGCGCCUGGGUGGGGUGGGCCCUGCUGGUCUCCCUCAGCGCAGUGGCCACCUUCUUCUCCUUGCUCUAUGGCUUCCACUAUGGCAAGGAGAGCACCGAACGCUGGCUCAUCUCCACUGCCAUCUCCAUGGGCCAGGCCCUCUUCGUCCUGCAGCCCCUCAAGGUACUUCCCAGCCAGGCUGAGCAAACCCAGCAUUCCUGGGGGGCCUUCUCACGGGAGGUCGGGUUACCAGACCUCUAAGUCUGAUCUGAAGUCUUCAGGUUUGCCUAGUACCCUCCAGGUGGCAGGUGAAGGGCUUGAAUCGCUAGAUGGGUGAAAGUUCCAAUGGUGUGUGUGUGUACACAGAAAACUGUGUAUAGAGUGUGCGCACUUUGGACCAGCAGGAGCUGGAUGCAAAUUAUAGCAUAGACACUCUGGGGGACAACCUCCACUCUUCUCCUAAUCAACCUCUGUCUCUAGGACCCUUGUGACUAUACCAGGGUCUGUGCCCCUGACACCACCCGGGGCAGCCCCUAGGUCUCAGGUUUGGGCCCUGACAUGUCAGGGUCUGUGAUACUCCUCAACUGGCAACCUGUAGGAGAGGGGAUACCUCACCAGCAGCAGCAGAAAUCAUGGUGCACAUACUUCUUCCUCAUCUCACGUAUGUGUCUGCCACCUGCCUGCCUGCCUGGGACAGGUGUCUGGCAUUGGAGCACUGCAAACACCCACUGCAUCUCCUCUCUUCCUCCCAUGAAUUUCAAGGGGGUGGGGGAGAAUUUAACCAAAGCACCCUCACACAUACACCAGUUUGUUGUGGUGUUUUAGCACAAAGUGAGGGGCUUGGCUCAUCUGGAGAAAGGGAAGCCUACAGAUGCUCCCUCUAUUUUAUGGAUGGGAGGGGGGCAAAAUGGCUGUGGAUCCUGCCCAUCCCUCUUCUCCCAUGAAAUCCACUGCAGGUGAUAAGUUUUGCCAUCUUCUGUGCCCUGAUAUUGAAGAAAGCAGAGGAUGAAGAUGAGGCAGCCCUGGACCUGGAAGACCGGUAAAGCGAGGAAGUUGGCUUGCAGAAGUGGAAAGGCAGGAUGAAUUGAAGGAGGGAAGGGGAAAGGGGCCUCUCCGGAGAGGAUGGGGUCCUGGACUGCCUCCAAGUAGAGAAGGGCAAAGGUGGCACUGAGAAUGCCCUGCACCAACUGCAGAAAACAAACUCAAGUUCAGAAAAUUCAAGACAGGCGCCAGGCAAGCGGAAGGGUUUUCAGUACUACGUCUGUUCCUUUUUCCACCUCCCAUGAGGGAAGGUUAUGCACACACAGGGAAGAAUCACACCUCUCCACUUUGGCUCGGUAUGACUAGGAGCCCACCUGGACCAUUCCUCUGCUGCUUUGGGUGGCCAGGCAAGGCAUGCAGGCUUGGUGGAGGAAUCCAGUUGCUGGUGUGGGCACCUCUGGUUGCCAAGAGCAGGUAGCCCAGGGCCAGCUCUGGGAGAGGCAGAGUGGCUACACUAAGCAUCUCCUGGGCUUGCUAAACAGGAAGGAAACACAUUGAACUGAAGCCCCUGCAAGAGUAGGACUGGGACUGUCCCCUAUGGAAGGGGAAAAGACUGGGGAGGGACUAAAAGGUGGUGACUGGCAUGUGCACAGUGGGGGUGGAGAGGAGUCACCACCCAGUGGCAGAGCAGCUGCUUUGCAGGCAGAAGGCCCCCUGCCUUCCUAACUCUUGACACUCCCCAUUAAAAAGCUCUAGAGUAGUCUCUUGGCUCGUGGCCUUGAAACGCCACUGCCAGUUAGACUAGAGCAGACAUAUUAGGUUACCGGUAAUUUGACCAUCCUAAGGGACACUGCAGCUCCAGGACUGGGGCCAAGGGAGCAGAAAAUAUGCUGGGAAGCAGUCCUAGGGCCCCAUCCUGACCCACGUCUUUGACCUCUGUGAUUGCAGGCUGUGCUCUCUCCAGUGAUGGGAGGGCAACUUUCUGCGAGGCCACCUUGGCUUUUGCCACGCCAUGUGCCCAAGACCUCCAAUCAGCCUCUCCAACAUGAUGUCACCCACACCUGUACAAAGGCCAGGACCAUCUCUCUGGAGGAACGGGAGGGCACAGUAUGGGAGGGGGACAGCGAAGCCCCAUUCUGUAACCUGCCAAUGGAGCCAACCCUGAACUCACCGAGUGUUGAAAUAGUUGGGAUGCAACUCAGCUUGCUGAGGGUUUGCAUGAGGUUAAAGUGGAUAGAGAAGGGAACCUCCAAGAUUGUCUAACUGCCCUUUGAUCUCUGUGAUGACCUUUCCUUUACUAUUAGACUGAUAUUCUUAGGGUUCCUAACAGUGACCAAACUUCCUGCUUCCCCCUCUUCCUUCUGAAGCUGAAGGAGAGAGGACAUCUAUGGAUGUAUCUCUGCCAAGAGUAAAGAGCAAGCAUGACUCCCUUGUAGCUUUAAGAUUAAUUAGCUAAAACUAGUAACUCUUUUCUAUCCAAGUAUAUAUUUCUUAUAAUAAAUGGAGCUUUAUUAUAUUCCA